CAGGACAGCUGGCAGCUGCGCUGGCCGCAGCACAAGCGCUCCACAAUCCUGGGAACAAGGAGGUAUCGAGGAAGAUCGCAGCCCUCUUGGAGCAGUGUCCAAACCUGACAGAUGAUGCGUUGACGUCACUUCGGACUUUGCAGUCGGAUGAGGUCAUCCAGGUCUUGACCACCUUGGUCAGCAGGAGAAUGGAUAUCAAAGAUGCAUCUACGUGGGUCAUUCAAGUGAUCAGUGGGAUGAACGGCAGCAUGCCUGGUGGCAAUAGCGGGGGCAGCACCAGUGGCAGUGGCGGUGGUGGCGGCGGUGGCGGCGGCGGUAGCGGCGGCAGCAGCGGCGGCGGCGGCGGAGGAAGCACUUCCCAGGGAACGGCCACGAACUCGGCCGUGGUGAAGGAGAUGCUGGAAAGGCAUUUGCCAAAUCUUGCAGUUCCAGCCAAGUAUGUCUUGCUGCAGAACAGUGAGGCGGACGCCAUCAAGAUCAUUCAAGACCAUGCGAGCUUCAGUGGAGAUGCAUCAGAUUCCGUGUGUCAGGCUGCUAACCUUGCGCUACAAGGUGCAUGCAAUAUGCAGUUGUACCCCAUGGGCAUGGAUGCCUUCAGCAUGAUGAACCAGAUGGGCUGUGGCAUGAUGGGCAUGAUGGGCAUGAUGGACAUGAUGCCUGGAUGCUUUGGCGGAAUGAUGCCGGGGCAAAUGAUGUCCAUGGGAGGAUGCUCAGGAUGUGGUAUGAUGGGGUGCGGUGGCUGUGGAGGCAACAUGUGUGGCGCCGCUGCCAACACUGGAAAUGCCGCCACCACUGACAACUCAAAUGCCAUAACUGCCGCAACUGCUGAGCCAGAGAGCACUGCGAUUCCUAUGCUAGCAAGUCCCUAUGUUAUCCCAGCUGGGGUGCAGCUGGUGUCUGAAAAUGAGGAGCUGCUGGACGAGCUACGCUCUCUUCAGAUCGAUGAGAAGGUCUUUCAAGAGGUUCUGAAGCUUCCAGCACAGGAGGCUAAGUUCCACUUGCAGAAAGUGCAACAGAGGGGCGAGGAGGUUCGGAACGUGUCUGCGUACUUGACCAAAGUUACUGCCAACUUCUGGGCGCAGGGCCCUCGAGUGCCCCUCACGGAGGACGUUGCCGAGUGGGCGCCUGAAAUCUCAGAAGGGCUUUCCAGGCCUGAAGAAGGGCAACCUUUGCCGGUGCAGCCAGAGCCUGCAACACCAGAUGAAGGUCCUUCUUCGUUGAUGGGUGUAGCUCCUUUGUCGAAGGCGGAUGCCUUUCGGCAAGCGGAUGAGCCUGAGGACAAUUCUUCGGCUUCCGGGAUGUCCAGCUUCGUGUCCUGGACUGCACCUGCGCUUCGAUCCUGAAAGGGAUGCGGCCGGGCAUGGCGAGUGAGUGAGAAAGGCGUGGAGGUGGCUCACCGUCAGAACCUGCCCUCGUUCAA
Durusdinium trenchii is the source of this 1420-nucleotide messenger RNA. Lineage: Eukaryota; Dinophyceae; Suessiales; Symbiodiniaceae. The record is from the annotation of a GenBank genome assembly.